This is a messenger RNA of Porites evermanni, 4676 nucleotides long. The record is from the annotation of a GenBank genome assembly. Lineage: Eukaryota; Metazoa; Cnidaria; Anthozoa; Scleractinia; Poritidae.
AUGAGAGAUAAGCAAGAAAAAAAGGUAAUGAUAAAUGAUUUUAAAAUAAUUGGUAUCAAGUUAAAAGUUAAAACAGAAACUAAUUUAUUUGCCAGGGAAAGUAAAGUAAAUUUUGUUAAUCAAACAGCAAUGACACAAAGGUGAAGAGUUAGAAAUACUUACCAUGCAAAAAUUUUAUAAUUUGACAAAUGGGCAAAUUUUUGCGAAACGUCUCUUGGUAUUACCCUGUAUACCAGGCAUCAAAAGGGGACAAGGACGGAGAGAGAAAAAGGGAGAGGGGACUGGGAAAAGAAGGAAGAGACAUCCCCCUCACGAUUCCCCACCCCCACCCCCCCCCCCACUUUAUUUGUGCCUGCCAGGCAGACUACGUGAUAUCUAAGGACAUGGUGAGCCAGGUCAUUUAAUAGGUUUGCAUGUGCAUACUACCUGGAUAAGCAGAUGGAACAGUAUAUAUAUACAACGAAUGUUGAUCCCAAUAAAUGGGUGUGAAAUGUAAAGUCGGUCAGUCACGAGCGUGAGUAAUUAAGUCGUGCAGUGGCAGUAAUAUCCAAAUACUGACUGAGAACAAGAUAAAAAAUAGCACUACCUUCUGGAAAUGGGCUCGGAACACCAAGGAAACCUUUCGACAGUACAGAUGACAAAUGCUAACCCCUUCCUUACCACAAUGUCAAAGCUUCUAAAACUAGGAUACCAUACUGUCUCAAUAGUUUAAAUAUUUUUGCGAGCCAGGCAUUGACCCAUACGUUCAGUAGUUAACUCGGUUUCUGAAACACGAAGCACUUCCGGGAAGUAUCACUACUCAAACCCCUCCCUCUUGCACACUUCUUCCACGAACUCCAUUUCAAUAAAGUUUAGGGUAAAUCACUUUCCUUUACCAGCGAUACAAUGUUUGUUAAAAGAUUUUUGCUCUUCAAGUUAGAAAUUAACUUCCCUAUUCAAAUACGAACGCUGCAAUACUCGGAAUAUAUUUAUCAACGGGUCAAGACAUGCCUUCGUCAAAAGCAGCUUUCUUGACGCUCAGUUCAAAAUGACUAUGUUUUUCUGGGAGAAAAUAUUGCGGUUAAUAUUUUAAACAACUACGGCUAAAUUAUUUGUUUUAGCUUUUACAUUAACGAGAAAAAAGUUUGUCUUUCAAGGACUGCCUGUUAACCUCAUUUAGAUGUUUUUAUCUUUGGUUAGAAUCUAUGAGAAAGAUGCGUUAUUGACCGGAUGUUAGGGAACGAACACGCGAAAAUGAAAAAUAGGAACAAAUCAUAGCUUGGCAAACAAAGUUAGUCGUACGGCAAAGGUUCAAAGAUGGUUUUGUUCCCAUUAUUUAUUUGGUAGUUCCCCGAUCCCCGCUCCCCGUUGCCCGCACCCCAUUCCUCGUUUUAGUAAUAUCUGUUAUCAAGGGUGAGGUCAAGAUAACUAGAGCGGACAAGAUAGGCCCAUCAUGCCUUCUAGGGUAGCCAAUUAGAACACAGGAUCGCUUCAUCUUGCCCCAUUUCGGACUUAGCCGACAAAAUAAUGAAAAUUAUUAUUCAUUUAAAAUAUUUCCCCGAUUCUGAUUGGCUAAAUACACACACAUACUUCACCAUAACCAGUUUCUGAUGACCAAAUUUGGAAGAAUUUUGUGUUUAAAGAGGAAAUGACGUCAAAAAUGCCGCGUUCGUGCAGGUUAAGGCACCGUUAACCGAGAAGACCUGGGGAGGAGGUUGAGUUGUUUUGGUUGUGUAAACAAAAAAUGGCCCACAUUUCACUCAUUUCAAGAGUAAGAACUAGGCGAAAAAAAGCUAAAAACAUGGCAAAAACAGCAAGAAGACAACUCGAAGGGCGACAUCUGCUAUUUGGAGAAUAUUUCCGGAGCUGGACAAACCUAAACGUGCACUAUCGAAGAUGAACUUAGCAUCGAUGGAUCGAUGGAGGUAAGCAUGUUUUAGCCCUGUUUUUAAACUAGGAAUUAUUUUGAAUUCCCAUGUAUCGUGUGAACCAUAAAACGAGUGUUUUUAAUCAAUAAGUAUCGGACGUCAUCGUGGGCCCUAAUUUCCAAAUGGAAAUUGUAACUUAAACUAUAAUGCAACAUGUAGUUUUUUUAAUUUUUGCAGAAAACUGCCACUGGUCAGGUCAACGAUUUUAGCACGAAUAACAUCUUUGAGGAACGAUUCGAACAAGGGAACGCGUACUUACAUUCGGGCGACGCCCAUUGCGGUGUAGGAGAUUUUAAAAAAGCCAUCAUCUACUAUGAACGUUUCUUGGAAAUUGCGAAGGAAUUGGGUGAAAGAUCCGGAGAAGCAAGUGCGUAUUGUAAGCUUGGCAACGCUCAUCACGGUCUCGGAGAUUAUAAAACAGCCAUUAACUACCAUGAACGUCAUCUAAAAAUUGCGGAAGAAUUGGGGGACACUUUGGGAGAAGGAAAGGCAUAUUGCAACCUUGGCAUUGCUUAUCACAGUUUGGGAUCCCUUGAAACAGCCAUAGACUACUAUAAACGUCACCUGAAAGUGGCGAAAGAAUGGGGUUAUAAACGGGGAGAAGGAGGAGCGUAUGGCAAUCUUGGUCUCGCCUUUUUCAGUCUUGGCGAUUUUAAAACUGCCAUUGACUAUCAUGAACGUCAUCUGAAAAUAGCGCAGGAACUGGGAGACAGAUCAGGAGAGGGGAGAGCGUAUGGCAAUCUUGGAAAUGAUCAUAGCCGUCUUGGAGGUUUUAAAACAGCUAUAGAUUGCCACGAGAGACAGCUGAACAUUUUAAAAGAAAUGGGUGACAGGUUAGGAGAAGGUAGAGCAUAUGGCAGUCUUGGCAACGAACAUUCCAAUCUGGGAGAUUUUGAAACCGCCAUUAAGUACCACGAACUUCAUUUGAAAAUUGCGAUAGAAUUCGGUAAUAUAUUGGAAGAGAAAAAUGCAUAUUGCAAUCUUGGUAUUGCCCAUCAGACUCUGGGAGAUUUAAAAACGGCAAUUGAUUAUUAUGAACGUUAUCUGAAAAUUGCAAAAGAUCUGGGUGACCGAUCAGGAGAAGGUGGGGCGUAUGGUAAUCUUGGCAAUGUUCAUAGCCUUCUAGGAGAUUCUAAAACAGCCAUAGACUAUCAUGAACGUCAUCUGAAAAUUGCGAAAGAACUGGGUGACAGAUCAGGAGAAGGUGGUGCGUAUGGUAAUCUUGGCAACCAAUAUGACAAUCUGGGAGAUUUUAAAACUGCCAUCGAGUAUCUUAAACGUCAUCUGGAAAUAGCGAAAGAAUCGGGCAAUAGUUUGGAAGAGGGACUAGCUUCUUCAAAUCUUGGUGGGUCUUUUGAGUUACUUGGCCAAGUUCCAGUGGCAAUUGAGUAUUACGAGCACAGUAUCACUUUGUUAAAUAGUGUCAGAGAGCGUCUUCAAUCAAACGACGAAUGGAAAAUAAGUUUUCGUCAUCAAUACUGGUCAGCGUACCGUGCACUUGUGCGCUUGUUAUUGGCGGAAGGUAACGUUACAAAAGCUUUGUUUUCUGCCGAGCAAGCUCGAGCGCAGGGCUUAAAAGAUCUUCUUCAAUUAAAUUAUGCCUUUGAAAGGAAUGAUGCUAGAUCAGGAACAGAAACCACAUCAUUCGAUGACCUGUUAAGUUACCUACCUACAAAUACAAUCUUUAUAUCCUUUGGAAAAGGAGAAUUAAACUUCUGGGUCUGCCAGAAAGGAAAGGGUGUUGAAUGUAGAAAGAAACAAUUUACUUCGCGGUGUAAGGUGAAAAAAUUUUUUCAUGCUCUUUCACAAGGCCUGCAACAGGAAAUUGGCACAAGAAAUCUUUUGAAGUGUGAAGAUCGAUCUCUCGAAUUGGCGAGGGAUGAAAGCUUGGUAGCUAAGAGAUCACCUCAGGACGACAGACAGACCCAGGAGUUGGACCUCCAAAAAAGUGCCUUGAGUACGUUGUAUGACACCAUCAUUGAGCCUAUUCAAGAUCUACUUUUAGGCAGCGAACUCAUCUUCGUCCCUGAGGGUCCACUUUGCUUGGCCUCUUUUGCUGCAUUCAAGGGCCCAGAUUCCAAGUACCUUUGCGAGUCAUUCAAAAUUCGCGUGGCUCCAUCCCUCACAAGUUUGAAAAUGAUUGCGGACUGUCCGCUAGAUUAUCAUCACAACACGGGUGCUCUUCUCGUGGGUGAUCCUUUGACAGAGCUAUCGCCGCUGCCAUGUGCCAGGGAGGAAGUAGAAAUGAUUGGCAAAAUGCUUAACAGCACACCUCUAAUUGGAACACAGGCCACAAAGGAUGAGGUGUUGAGACGACUCGGUUCUGUUGCCUUGGUGCACAUGGCUGCACAUGGCAAUAUGGAAACAGGUGAUAUUGCCUUAGCGUCGAACAAAGGUGUGAAAAAGGGCAUUUUGACGAUGAGGGAUGUACUGCGCGUUCAGAUCCGAGCAAGACUAGUUGUACUCAGUUGCUGUCACAGUGCUCGUGGGGAGAUCAAAGCCGAAGGUGUGGUCGGUAUAGCACGUGCAUUUUUGGGUGCUGGUGCUCGUUCUGUUCUGGUGUCAUUGUGGGCGAUUGAUGAUGAAGCCACUCUAGAGUUUAUGAAAAAUUUUUAUCAGCAUGUUGUGAAAGGGAGAAGUGCGAGUGAAGCCUUGAAUCAAGCAAUGAACUGCAUGAGAGAAUCUGAGGAAUUUAGUGCAAUCAAGUUCUGGGCACCAUUCGUACUCAUUGGCGAUGACGUCAAGUUAGAAUUUAGUGGAAGCAAAUAG